Messenger RNA from Scophthalmus maximus (turbot), 3878 nucleotides. RefSeq names its product glucosamine (UDP-N-acetyl)-2-epimerase/N-acetylmannosamine kinase (gene gne). Lineage: Eukaryota; Metazoa; Chordata; Actinopteri; Pleuronectiformes; Scophthalmidae. The record is from RefSeq and is a predicted model, not a curated record. The coding region runs from base 573 to 2783 and encodes 736 amino acids. Gene Ontology annotation, biological process: UDP-N-acetylglucosamine metabolic process. Gene Ontology annotation, molecular function: UDP-N-acetylglucosamine 2-epimerase activity; N-acylmannosamine kinase activity; hydrolase activity, hydrolyzing O-glycosyl compounds. The transcript has 16 exons.
GGGAUGCAGCCGGAUUGUGUGGCGAGAGAAAAAAGUGGCGACCAAGUGGCGGCCAAAGAAAGAGAGAUGGGACAGUACAUUAAAAGCAGGCAGAUCUCCUCCUCCAUAGUCCCUAACCCUCCUCCACCCAGCUGCCUCUCAGGACUCCUCCAAACCACCAUGACGCCGUCAGUUCUUAUGCAACCUCAGCCCUGGUUGUGGGGGGAAAUAGCCCUGCAAUGCAGCACAGUUAUAAAAUAGCAGCAGGCAUCAUAGGGGGCUGCAGUUGAGAUGAAACGCUGCCACUUCCUGCACUGCUGCGUGGUUACACUGCUCUACACUGAUGCUGCCGUGAAACACCAUUUUUCUCAGUGGAGGUCAUACCCGAGGUCAAAGCAUGCACAUCCGGUGUUGCCCUCGCGGUCCCCCUAGUGAUUGACGCCGCUCUGCCCAGUGGGAGAGGGCUCGGAUGCCCACAGUGUUGACUCGUUAACCCCCGAAGAAAGAAGAGAAAGAAGUGCGUGUGGCCACCGAUGCUUUCAAGCGUAGAGCACAGCCUCUCCGGAUAAUCCAAGGAGCUCUACUAUUGGAGAAUGCAAAGGGGCAGAGACAGGAUGGAGAGAGACAAAGUGGCGGAGCAGAAUCAGUAUAAGAGGAGGCUGAGAGUGUGUGUGGCAACAUGCAACAGGGCGGACUACUCCAAGCUGGCCCCCAUCAUGUUUGGCAUCAAAUCCCACCCUGACGAGUUUGAUCUGGAAGUCAUGGUGCUUGGUUCACAUCUCAUCGAUGACUAUGGGAACACUUUUCGUAUGAUUGAGCAGGAUGACUUCGACAUCGGCUCCAAACUCCACACCAUUGUGAGAGGAGAGGACGAGGCGGCCAUGGUGGAGAGCGUUGGGCUGGCACUGGUCAAACUCCCUGAUGUCCUACAGAGGCUUCGCCCUGACAUCCUGGUCAUCCACGGGGACCGUUUUGAUGCACUUGCCCUGGCAACUGCUGCUGCGCUGAUGAACAUUAGGAUACUUCACGUGGAGGGAGGAGAGGUAAGUGGUACGAUUGAUGACUCAAUCCGCCACGCCAUAAGCAAACUGGCCCAUUACCACGCCUGCUGCACACCCAGGGCAGAGCAGUACCUCAUCGCCAUGUGUGAGGACCACUCGCGCAUCUUGCUGGCUGGCUGCCCGUCAUAUGAUAAGCUGCUGUCGCCUCAACACCGAGAGGACUACAUGGAUAUUAUCAAGAGCUGGCUGGGUGACAAGGUGCAGAAGAAUGACUAUAUUGUGGCUUUGCAGCAUCCGGUCACCACAGACAUUAGGCACUCAAUUAAGAUCUAUGGACUGAUGCUGGAUGCCCUACUCUCCUUCAACAAGAAAACCCUCAUCCUCUUUCCUAACAUCGAUGCCGGUAGUAAGGAGAUGGUGCGUGUGAUGCGGAAAAAGGGCAUCGAGCAGCACCCCAACUUUCGAGCUGUGAAGCACAUUCCCUUUGAGCAGUUCAUCCAGCUGGUCUGCCACGCCGGCUGCAUGAUCGGAAACAGUAGCUGCGGAGUGCGAGAGGCCGGGGCCUUCGGUACUCCUGUCAUUAACCUGGGAACGAGGCAAACUGGCAGAGAGACGGGUGAAAAUGUUCUACACGUCAGAGACGCCGAUACUCACAAUAAGAUCUACCACGCUCUGGAGCUGCAGUUUGGAAAGAGAUACCCCUGCUCUAAGAUUUAUGGCGAUGGCAACGCCGUGCCACGUAUUCUCAAGUUUCUGCGUUCCAUUGACCUGGACAAGCCCCUCCAGAAGACCUUCUGUUUCCCCCCAGUGAAAGACUCCAUCUCCCAAGACAUCGAUCACAUCCUGGAGACACAGAGCGCUCUGUCUGUUGACCUGGGAGGGACCAACCUCAGAGUGGCGAUCGUCUGCAUGAUGGGAAAUAUUGUAAAGAAAUAUGCUCAGCCCAAUCCAAAGACCUUUGAGGCCAGGAUGCAGCUCAUAGUGAAAAUGUGUUCUGAUGCCAUACGGGACGCUGUGGGCCUCAACUGCAGAAUACUGGGUGUCGGAGUGUCCACAGGUGGACGUGUAAACCCACAAGAAGGUGUGGUCAUGCACUCAACAAAGCUGAUCCCAGAAUGGACCUCAGUGAACCUGAGAACGCCCAUCUCUGACGCGCUGCACCUCCCCGUCUGGGUCGACAACGACGGCAACUGUGCUGCGUUGGCCGAGAAGAAGUUUGGCCAUGGCAAAGGAGUUGAGAACUUUGUGACGAUCAUCACAGGAACAGGAAUUGGCGGAGGGAUCAUCCAUCACAGUGAGCUGGUCCACGGCAGCACCUUCUGUGCUGCAGAGCUGGGUCACAUCAUGGUUUCGUUCGAAGGCCCAGAGUGUUCGUGUGGCAGCCGUGGAUGCAUAGAGGCCUAUGCGUCUGGCAUGGCCCUUCAGAGAGAGGCCAAGAGGCUGCACGAUGAGGACCUGCUGAAGGUGGAGGGGAUGGAUAUGAAACUUUCAGAGCCUGUCACUGCUGGCCACCUCAUCAACGCAGCCAGACUUGGGAAUUCCAAAGCCGACGCUGUUCUGAACAAGGCCUGCACAGCUUUAGGCGUGGGCAUCGUCAACAUCCUCCACAUAGUGAACCCCUCCCUAGUGAUUCUGUCUGGAGUCUUGUCCUCUUACUACAAGACCCCAGUGCAGCACGUCAUCAAUGAGAGAGCCCUCUUCUCGGCCCAGAGCAUCAAAGUUGUCACAUCAGAAUUGGAGGAACCUGCUUUACUUGGAGCUGCUAGCAUGGUGUUAGACUAUGCAACCAGAAGAACAUAUUGAAGGAUGUAGUAGUUAUUUUCUUACAACCGUUACCAAUAAGAGGUCAGCAAGACUGAAACCAGGGCCUGUAUUGCUUAGAUAAAGAUAAAAGCAUAUGAAUAUAGGAUACAUUUUGAAGAGUGAGUGGAAAAGUGUUAAAAGAAUCAUAUCAGUGUUAAGGACAAAUCAAAAAAAAAUUGUAUUCUUUUAUUAUUUCCUGCUUGUUGAUAACCUUGAUGAGUUAGUGGCUGUUUUACUUGUGUUGUCCACAAAAUUACAUAUUCUCAAGCCCGUGAGAAUCAUGCCUUGGCCAGGUCGGAUGUUUGCCAGAUUGUAGCACAGAUACUUCAUGUUUGAAGUGGGUCCAUUGCAGGGGCCAGAAUUCUGUCAGUAAUGUGUACCUAAUGUAGGCAAGGUUUAAUGAAGUCCAAGGCCUUUUUUUUUUUAAAACAAUAUGUCAGCUAUAAAGUAAACUACCAAGACAUCUCUAUUCCAAGAUGACCUGCACAGGACAGGACUUACCCACUCUACUUGUGGUUUGUCAUGGAUACGUCAGCUGAGAAAUAGGCGAAGCUUGUUUCAGAUGUGACCAAAUACAUCGCUGAAACAUGCUCCUGUAGCUAUGAAUGCCUGAGUGAAAGAGAAAGAGUGAGUUUCCAGUUACAUUUUCUGUUAUGAUGAAAAUUAUUUAAAGUACUGAUGACAAAAAACAAUGAUGCCAAAAGAUUGUUAGUAUGUAAUAAAUAAUUAUUAUAAAAUCAGUAUAAAUGCUAUACUGGCUACUUUUAAUAAAAUGUUCAGGCAGCAACUGUUUUAGCCUUACCGCUGCUACACUUUGAUGAGGGUGUGAGUGUGAAUCAUUUAAUUGAAUCAGGUGAAGUUGUAUUUUAAUUUUUUACAAAACAUCACAUCACCACAGACCUUAUGAAGAUUUUAAAUGAAUUUAAAGCAACUUUUCUUCAUGCCUUUCAAAGUAAUAUUUUAUCUCUGUUUGUGUGGUUUGUAUGAGCAAGUACUACAAACUGUAUUGUACAUGUCAUUCAAUUUAAGAUGUUUGGUUACAUAUCUAUGUAAUUUAAUUGGUUCAUGUCCAUCCAAAUAAAUACUUCAAUACUG